Topomyia yanbarensis is the source of this 1464-nucleotide messenger RNA. RefSeq names its product golgin subfamily A member 7. The transcript is spliced from 4 exons. Gene Ontology annotation, biological process: protein targeting to membrane; peptidyl-L-cysteine S-palmitoylation. Lineage: Eukaryota; Metazoa; Arthropoda; Insecta; Diptera; Culicidae. The record is from RefSeq and is a predicted model, not a curated record. Gene Ontology annotation, cellular component: palmitoyltransferase complex. The coding region runs from base 166 to 606 and encodes 146 amino acids.
CAAUUGCAAAUGUCAACAAGAGAAAAAUCGACGACGAGAGAAGGCAAAAAUUUGUCAACAGUUUUAGUAAUUUGCAGUAUUGCUCACUAUUAUUUGCAACAAAAAUAGUGUUUAGUCAAUCGCUUCGCGCUCCAGUAGCUGCUUUAGCAGUAGAAGUUCGAGACAAUGGCUGGAAAUGUAGUGAGAAUGUCCCAGCCCGGAACACCAGCCACAACUCAACCUAGCUACAUGAAAGUGUUCAUUCAACGAGAUUACAGCGAAGGCACCUCCGUCAAGUUUCAAACCAGAUUCCCACCGGAGCUGGAAAGUCGGAUCGAUCGGCAUACGUUUGAGAGCACGAUGAACAAACUGAACGAAUAUUUCGUCGAGGCUGAGAAAGGUUCCUGCAGUACGUACUGCGAGGGAUGUCUGGCAUGUAUCACCGCCUACCUGAUCUACAUAUGCACCGAAACGCACUACGAAAAGUGUUUACGCAAGGUGUCCAAGUACAUCGCGAUGCAGAACGAGCGUGUCUACAAUCCAAAAGGACUGCAGAUCACCGAUCCGGUCUGUCGUGGUCUGCGAGUCAUAGAGAUCUCGAUAUUGGAUCGUCCCGGGCGCACGUGACUGCCGCUGUCGCAUUCCACUGAGGAAUUCUUUAUGUAAUCAUGGAGAAAACUGAAAUGCAUUGAUACAAACAAAAAACGACAAAACUAGCAGCAUUAUUUAAAAAAAAACAAAAUAACGUGGACAAAAGUUGGGUAGGAAUGUUGUAGAACUAUAGCGUAGAAUAUAACGUGAAGCAUAUUGAUGAUGAGCGUAUAUAGUGUUCCCAAUGGUCUCCAGGAAAGACCGAUUCCAGAUGUGUUUAGUACUGAUUUUGUUUACAACAUUUGGUAAAGCAUUGCUUUUUGGCCUUCAUUAAAAGGCAUUUGGUUAGGGCUCGAGAGCAUGCGACGAUAGUAGAAAAAUUAAAAUUAUCAACUGAAUAAGCAGUUCUUUUGUAUGGAAGUAGUAGUACAUAGCAAAUGAAGAUGACAAAUAUAGUAACCAAUAGGUACGGGAAACAAGAACUCAUAUGUUCUUGAUGUGUAUGAAAAAUAUAAUAAGUACAUCUCAUUUAUCAAGAACCUUUUAAACUAACGAGUCCUAUUUUUACCUUUGAGUGUUACCUUCCAACGAAACUCCUUACAGUCCAAUGAUUCGCAAUGCAUAUGCUGCAGCUUUCCGUGGUAAAUAUUUAAACAUUGUUUGGGUAACAUUUGAUUUCUCUAAACAAGUCGGGCCAUUUGAGUAUUGCGUUAUUUAAGAAAAGUUCUUAGCCACACACAACUUCCGCAAAAGUAAGAAAUUGAAAAUAACGCGCAUUGUUGAGUGUUACCAGAAUCCGAGUACCUUCCGGUUAUUCUUGACAUUGUAGGAAAGGUUUAGAACUAAACGGUGUGAAAAUAUAUUUAUUAUUUGAAUAAAAUAUAUGUUUGUACA